Molecule: messenger RNA, 291 nt
Organism: Haemonchus placei
Lineage: Eukaryota; Metazoa; Nematoda; Chromadorea; Rhabditida; Trichostrongylidae
Source: the annotation of a GenBank genome assembly
AUGAAUUGGCAUACGGAAACGAAGCCGGCUCCAGGUCGCAUAGUACGAUCUUUCAGUCAAGAUCUCGAAUCUGUCGUGUUUGCCGUAGUGGCGUUCCUAUCUGGUGGAGUCAUUCUGUUCCUCGGCUGUUUCAUUGUCACAAAAUGCUUCCAGUGCUACAAAGAAAGUAUACGAAGGAAACGAAGGCGAGCCAUGGGUGUCGAUGACGACGAAUUAAGUGCUGCCGUGUUAAGUGGAGCUUUCGAUACAGAAGUCUGUGAGGAGGAAGAAAGUCGCCUUGUCAGUAUUUAG